This is a messenger RNA of Oryza brachyantha (malo sina), 2024 nucleotides long. RefSeq names its product PHD finger protein EHD3-like. Lineage: Eukaryota; Viridiplantae; Streptophyta; Magnoliopsida; Poales; Poaceae. The coding region runs from base 180 to 1850 and encodes 556 amino acids. The transcript is spliced from 6 exons. The record is from RefSeq and is a predicted model, not a curated record.
GCUGUGACUCGACUCGAGCGUUUCCGCCGCCGCCUCCAAACAAAUCCUCCCUCCCUCCCGCUCCUUCUCCUCCUUGUUGCUCUUCGCUUCUCUCUUUUUCUUCUGGGAUUUGAGAUCCCAAAUCCGCCCGCGCAUCCAAACCCUAGCUCUCCCUCCUCCCCUUCCGCAGCUGGAGCUGGAUGGCCUCUCAGGACCGCCUCCCUGCACCGCGCAAGAGGGACAAGCCGCCGCCGCCGCCGACGGAAGACCUCGUCACCUACAAGCGCCGCCGCUUCAAAGAAAGACCGCCUUUGGCACCCAUGGCAGCCGGUGCCUAUCCGAGCAAAGACGGCCAAGAACAUUGGAUUAGCUGGAGGGACACUCUCCAUGCCUUCCUGCAAUCCCCCGGUAUAAGCCAGGGUGGUGGAAUUCAGACCUGCAUCCAUGAUGCACUCGUGUACAAUGGCUGCCAGCCCGUCUGGCACCUCAACAAUGGUGUUACCCACACUCCCUUAAAAGGUAACCUAGGUAAUAAUCACCAAGGAGAAGACAAAGUGGUCGCCAUGGAUUUGGCUGUACAAGAUGCAGCGGCCACACCGUGUUCCGAAGCCAACAAAGCAAUGUGUAACAAUGCCCUCUUCGACAUUCUUGUCUCGCACAAGUUUGCCAUGUUGUGCCAUUUGCUAGUUGGGACUUUCCAUGUGGAAAAACCUGUUGAGGUCAUUGACUUGGAAAAAAUUGAUGCCAAGAUGAGGGGUGGAGAUUAUGCCCAAAACCCUUCGCUAUUUGACGAUGAUAUCCAGCAGAUAUGGGAGAAGUUUGAGCAAGUUGGCCGAGAGAUGACAGGUCUAGCGACCAACCUUGCAACUAUAUCAAGAGUAUCAUAUCAAAAGCAGGCUUCUGGAUUUUCUGAAGCUGAGGUGGCUGAGCACAGAAUAGAGGAAACAAGUUUGGCUGGUGCGGCCCACUUUGUCACAAAGGAGUCAACUACCAGCGUGCAGUUGGCCCCAUGUGAUUCUAGUCAUUCUACAAUACCAAAACGAACCAUGCCACCUGGGCGCCGUGAUUUCUGCCCUUGUGAUGGUUGUGGAACCAAGGUAGAUGGUGAAGAAGGCCUAAUAUGUGAUUUGUGUGACACCAUGUACCACUUUGCAUGUGUCAAGCUACUCAAUCCUGAUAUUAAGCAAAUACCAGAAAACUGGCAUUGUUCAACAUGCAGCUUAAAGAAAAAUGAAUUGGCUUCGGAUACCACAAAUAAUAUUGGCAAUGACUUCUUGCAUGGUGGUAACUGUGCUUUGUGUGACCAGCUUGAGCUGGUGAAGCCAGAAGAAGAUCCCAAGCUUCCCAGCAAAAUUGAAUUACCUGAAGAAAGAGAGGGGAGCUCAGUCUCAAGCAUGGGGGAAGACAAUGAACCAGAUCUCUCGACAACUGCCCUGUCGUACUUGUGCAAACACUGUGGCACAUGUGAAGAUGAUGACAAGAGAUUCAUGGUAUGCGGUCAUCCUUACUGCGUUUACAAGUUCUAUCAUAUCCGGUGCCUGAAAACAAGCCAGCUUGCAAUUGAGCAACAAAAAAAGCUAGGUUGCUGGUACUGCCCAUCUUGUCUCUGCAGAGGGUGCUUCCAAGACAAGGAUGAUGACCAGAUAGUCAUGUGUGAUGGCUGUGAUGAAGGUUAUCACAUAUAUUGCAUGAGACCAGCACGCAAUACUAUCCCCAAAGGUAAGUGGUAUUGUACAUUUUGCAAAAUGCGCAGGGCAAAGGAAGGAAUGCAUAAGUAUGAGGAUUCUGUACUGAAAGUACAUGGAAACAGUAAGCAUGCCUCUAAUGUCAAUCAGUCGAAGGAUUCUGAAGGUGAUGGUACUGAAAAAUGAUUAUCACAAUAGCUUUGUGGAUUAGCAUCUGAGAUUCUGCUUGGACAAGCGCAGGAAAAGAUAUUCUUUGGGCCCUUUGGAGGGCUUUACACCGACUUUGAUACUUGAAUCAGUUGUGUAGUUUAUUUAAUUAACUGCAGUUGACUUCUACAGGAAGAACUCUUACCUGGUGAA